AUGACAUUUGUGGUUCGGGCUGAGACCCUGCAGCGGAGUCCGGUCCUGGUUGAUGUGGUUCGUCCUGAGCUCUCGGAUGUGGCAGACUGCAGCCUGCAGGGGGCGCCGUGGUACUGGGGAGGCGUGUCCAGGUCCGAAGUGAACGUUCUGCUGAAGGAUUCUCCCGACGGAACAUUUCUGGUCCGAGACUCGUCCAAUCAGAAGCCGGGACACUACACUCUGACGCUCAGGUGCUCGGGACACACGGUCCUGGUCCGGAUCCUGGUCCUCAGGGGACUGUUCGGGUUCGCAGAGCCGCUGAGCUUCAAGUCCGUGGUGGAUCUGGUGACCUUCCACAGAACCCGAAGUUUGAGCUGCUACAACCCAGAGCUGAAGGUGGCGCUAGAGAGGCCCAUGUGCAGAACAAGCAACAGCCCCCAGGUCACGGAGCAGAUCUGUGGAAUGGCGUCCUCCGAGGUUCAGGAGAAACACGUGGAGGAAACAAUGAUCCAACUUCAGCAGAAACACAGAGAGUUUGAAGGACUGCAGGAGCUGAAGAUGAAGAGGUCCCAGGUACGGCACGUCCCGGAUCAAGACCCACCAUGGGCCCUGGUCUUAGGCCUGAACCAGAUUUCAGGUCUGAACCAGGUCUGUUUGUUUCUGCAGGAGAUCCAAUCCAAGAGAACGGCCAUCGAAGCUUUUAACGAGACCAUCAAGAUCUUUGAGGAGCAGUGCAGAGAAGAGCCGGUUCUGGACCUAGAACCAGACCACGGGCAGGACCAGACCUCAGACCAGACCUCAGACUGCGCCCUGUCCCGGCUCAGGUCCCGACUCGGAGAGAUCCGUGAGACCAGGAGGAGUCUGGAGCUGGACUUGGAUUCUAAAGUCCAGGAUCUCAGCGACACUGAAGACACAUUGAACCGAGUCUGCGCCGAGCUUCAGCUGAUGCUCCGGACCAACCAGGACCUGCUCAGUCGUCUGAAGGAAUGUGGUGUGAGCGAGUGGUUGGAGCAGUGGGACCUUCUGAACCUGGACCCGGACCUGAACCCAGACCUGGACCCGGACUUGGACCUGGACCUGGCCUCCUCCUGCCUCUGGCCCCUGAGCUCCUGGUUCCGGGGGCCCCUCUCUCGCUCUGAGGCCGAGCAGCUCCUGAGUGGGAGGGCAUCUGGGUCGUUCCUGAUCCGUGAGAGCAGCAGAGCAGACUGCUACGCCUGCUCCGUCGUUGUGCGUUCCGAGGUCAAACAUUGCAUCAUCACGUCUUCGGACCGAGGUUUGGGAUUCGAACCCUCCACUUGCUUCAGCAGCCUGUCCGCCCUGGUCUCCUUCUACAGCAGGAGGUCCCUGAGGAGCCACAACCCCGAGCUGGACGUGAGGCUGGAGAGUCCGGCCUGGGACCAGAGCGAGACCGAGGAGGAGGACCAGAGGCUGUGUGACCAGAGCGAGACCAAGGAGGAGGAGGAGGAAGAGGAGCAGAGGGACGGAGAGGAGGCGACAGCAGACAGCAGCCUCAGAGAUCAGGGAACAGCUCCUGUUUGUUUGAUCAUCAGGACUUUUGUGUGA
Knipowitschia caucasica is the source of this 1542-nucleotide messenger RNA. Lineage: Eukaryota; Metazoa; Chordata; Actinopteri; Gobiiformes; Gobiidae. The record is from the annotation of a GenBank genome assembly.